Molecule: messenger RNA, 546 nt
Organism: Aspergillus brunneoviolaceus CBS 621.78
Lineage: Eukaryota; Fungi; Ascomycota; Eurotiomycetes; Eurotiales; Aspergillaceae
Product: cytochrome c oxidase VIIc family protein
Exons: 3
Coding region: 148-384 (78 amino acids)
Biological process (GO): mitochondrial electron transport, cytochrome c to oxygen
Source: RefSeq, a predicted model, not a curated record
GUUCCACUCCUCCAGCUGGCUCUUCCUCCGCCCGUUGAUUGAUUCCAGUAAGAUUGCCCUGACACUCGUGCUCUACCAUCUCUCUCAAAGUGCGUAACUGCCUGCAAGUCCGUGGUCAUCGAACAACUGACUCUAACUCUGCUUAAGAUGUACGCCGCCUCCGCUCUCCGCGCCAGAAUGGCCACCUCUUUCGUCGCCCGUCGUGGCUUUUCCACCACCCGUGCCCAGCUCGGCAGCCCCUACCACUACGCUGAGGGUCCCCGUUCCAACCUUCCCUUCAACCCCCUCACCAAGUACUUCUUCUGGAGAUACUGGGCUUUUAUGAUCACCGGCUUCGGUGCUCCCUUCGGUAUUGCUGUCUGGCAGACCUACAAGACCCGCUAAGCGCCCUAUUGUGCUGUUCAAUAUUCACGCGCAACGGAAAUUGGUGGGAUUCGGGGGAUCAGCGGUCGAGUGUGUAUCCUAGAUCGGAUGUUUUCGGAAAUUUGUAUAAAGUUGAGGAAUUGAGCACGGUUUUAAUUCAGAAUAAUAUCUCUGGCAUUAAGU